GCCCCUUUUUUUUCUUCUUUAAAAUUUUCAGUACCUCCAUUGAAGUAUUGUUGCAUGCUGUUGAAGCUUGAGUACAGUUUUUUCUUCUGAUUCUUUUCCGAAUAUUUCGCGAUCUUGUUUUCCAUUCCAUAUGUGUGUUAUCUGAACGUGGCUGUUGUUGUCGCCGAAAUGGGUUUCCGUUCACUGUCUGGUUUUGUCUUCUUGUUUAUGCUGUCCUUCUAGAUGAUUUUUCUGUUCUUUUCGCCAUUACUUCCAUAAAUUUUUUAUUUCUCUCGUGGGUGUUUUUGUUCUGCUUUCCCUGCUGCUUCAUCUUCUUUAAUAUAUGAAUGGAAGGAAAUGGGUUCACACCCGAUAGUUACAGAGUAACCGCCAGCAGUGAAAAUCAGAAUCAUCCAGGAAUAUCAAUAAUGUCGGAGUCGGCGCCGGCGCCGGUGUGCGAACCAUCAACUUUAGAGGCGUUGUGGGGGGCGGAUGUGAAGAAAACGAAGAAGAGAGGAAGGCCUAGAUUAAAUGGGCAAGAUGGGAAUUCAAUGACUCUUUCACCAAUGCCUAUAUCGUCCUCUGUUCCGUUGGCCGGAGACUAUUCUUCUGUUGCUGCCUGGACACAGAAAGAUUGGCCAAUAAUGGAUUCAGUAAAGAAGAAGAAGAAGAAACAUGAGUUUGGAAAUGGAGGUUUAGGCACCAAUUUCACACCUCAUAUCCUUACUGUUAAUGCCGGAGAGGAUGUUUCAAAGACAAUAAUAUCAUUUUCUCAACAAGGAGGAGGAUCAAGGGCUAUUUGUAUUCUUGCUGCCAAUGGUUUAAUUUCAAACGUCACUCUACAACAGUCCAACUCUUCUGGUGGUACUUUGACGCACGAAGGUCAGUUUGAGAUACUUUCAUUAACUGGGUCUUUCAUGCCCAUGGAUGAUGGUGUGACAAAAAGUCGAUCCGGUGGGAUGAGCAUUUCCUUGUCAGCCUCGGAUGGGCGAAUACUGGGCGGAGGACUCUCUGGAUGUUUAGUCGCAGCUGGUCCGGUUCAGGUUGUGAUCGGCAGUUUCUCAACCGACCAUCAACUAGAUCAGCAGCCGAAGCAGAAUAAUCAUUCAACCCAAAAUGGGACUGACGAAUCCUAUUACUAUUAGUCCUGCUUCCUAUCAACUACAAUGAAGUGCCGGUUUCAAUUAGUGUGCCUGUUUCAUUUUUAACUUUAUGCCAGUUUUUUAUGGAGACUUGUAGUAUUUUUUUAGAUUAUUAUUCGACAGUUAUUUGAGCUUUUAUAGAACAGCGUCAAUUACAACUUAAGGAAAAGAAUAGCAAGUUAUGGCGAAAGAAAGAUUAUGGUUUUAGCUUAUCA
This is a messenger RNA of Impatiens glandulifera, 1336 nucleotides long. Its product is annotated as AT-hook motif nuclear-localized protein 1-like. The transcript has 5 exons. Bases 327 to 1124 code for a protein of 265 amino acids. Lineage: Eukaryota; Viridiplantae; Streptophyta; Magnoliopsida; Ericales; Balsaminaceae. The record is from RefSeq and is a predicted model, not a curated record. Gene Ontology annotation, molecular function: minor groove of adenine-thymine-rich DNA binding.